GAACUAUAGUACUGCGCUCCGGUUUCUGCACAGAACAUUCAUCAGUUGCACCACAAAUGGCUGUUGCUAUGGUGACCGGAGACGCGGCCUAGUUACCGGGCCGGAACCUGCGCCUGCUGCAAUAACGUUUUCGGAAUCGGAGAACAUGAGCCCGGAAAGGCUGCUCCAGUCUGGCCGGGAGUACCUGGCUCAGAGACAUGUCCUGACCUACAUGGAAGACGCUCUCGCUCAGCUUCUAGAGCACAAAGACGUGGUGGAGCCUGGAAACAUUGGCAAGUUUUUCUCUGAGUACUUCACCAGUGUAUCUCAGGGGACACACAUCCUGUUCAGGGAGUUUGCUUUUGUUCAGCGCACACCACACAACCGAGUAUCCUUUCUGCGGCUCUUCUGGAGAUGUUUCAGGACGGUCGGAAAGAAUGGAGAUCUCUUGACUAUGAAAGAAUAUCAGAGUCUGCUGCAGAUGCUGUGCCCGGACUUUCCCAUGGACCUGACACAGAAAGCAGCAAGGAUUGUUCUGAUGGACGAUGCAAUGGACUGUCUGAUGUCGUUCUCCGAUUUCCUAUAUGCCUUCCAGAUCCAGUUUUAUUACUCUGAGUUUUUGGACAGUGCUGCUGCUAUUUAUCAGGACCUGCUGACCGGAAAGACCUUAAACACUGUCAUAGUCCCUACGUCACGGUCUGCAACGUCACGCCAGCGGCAGCCUUACACUGAGAGCGCAUCUCUGGACGGAGUAGAAGCUGCGCAGUUUUACCAGUGCUUGGAGAACCUGUGUGAACGAGACAGACACAGCACCUGCCCGUCUGUGCAACUGAUUGGAGAGAUACUAAGCACUGCUCCCAGACUUACUUUCUAUGGGUUCCUGAUGGCCCUGUCGAAGAAUAUUGGUAUUAAUCAGAACAUUGGUGCUUUGCCGGAGAAAGCUGAUCUGUUGGUUGAUGAAGUUCUGGAUAAAGAACUUGACAAAAUAGUUGCUCAGUUAUCUGCCUCCUCCAUUACUGCACAUCCUCCUACGGCUUGCCCUCUACCCUCCCGAGACAUCACCCGCGUGGCUUCCCCACGAAAGACUUUCGCCACCCGCAGACGCCCUGACCUGGAUAGUGAUGCCUCCACUGAAGAGACUGACGACUCUGAAAACUAGAGCUCAGAAUCUGUGGACCCUGCAUCUGCGAAACGCUAAACGUACCCUAACCCCAGAACCAUCCACCAUUGGAAGGCUGCCCAAUGCUUGUCAUAUGUAACUUUAUGCAUGGUAGCCUUUGACUUUCUAUGUAUCUAUUGUAUUGUCUUUACAUCAGAGCUGGCCAAACCAGUCCUCGAGAUCUACCAACAGUUCACAUUUUCCAGAUCACCUAGAUGGUGCACAGGUGUAGUCAUUACUAAUUAAGAUGUGCUGCAUUCAUGCCUAACUGACAAUUCUACAGAUCUCCAGGAGGCCUGGAAAACAUGAACUGUUGGUAGAUCUCGAGGACCGGUUUGGCCAGCCCUGCUUUACAUGUUUGUUGUAAGUAGCUGUAAGUUGCUCUUCUCCUGAUCAUCUAGUGGAGGGCACUCCUAUUCCUGCAAGGCUGUCUGUAUAAAUGUUAUUUGUGAAAUGGCGACAAAAUACGCAGCGUGCAAUACAUUCCUUUUACUAUAGGCCACGCUGUAUGCCACGCUGUAUGCCAAUCACUCACAAGUUUAUUUGUAUAUUUUGUUAAAAGAUGAUCAUGAAAGCUUCAGGUGCUGAAAUUUUCUUCUUGAUUUGGAAAAUUGUCAAUUAUUUCAUGAUAGUAUGUUCUUUGAAAGAAACAAAGGUUCAACAAAAACAUUUUAUUGGGGUCAAUGAGAGAGAGAGUGUAGGUACAGAUCCAGGAGUGCAGGAGAAGCACAACCAUGCCCUGCAAUGCCGCGACCACACUGCACCGUAGGUACACAGACAGCAAGGGGGUAUAGUCACGGCCCUUGGCGUAAAGUCUCACCAGCCCUGCAUCAGAGUGCUGUCUGCUGCUCUGAUAUUCCCAUCACUCUACACCUAGGAGUUCCCAUCACAUUACAUACAGCAAUACUUAUUGCAUUAUACCCAGCAUUGCCCAUCUUAUUAACCCCAGCAUUGUCCGUUGCAUUACUCCCAGCAUUGCCCAUCUCCUAUCCCCCCAGCAUUGCCCAUCACAUUACUUACAGCAUUGCAAACACCUUUAUCCUGGCAUUGCCCAACGCAUUACUCCGAACAUUGCCCAUCAUAUUACUCGCCAGCGUUGCCCAUCGCAUUACUUCCAGCAUUGCUCCACACAUUUAUUCUGCCAUUGCCCAACACAUUACUCCGAGCAUUGCCCAUCAUAUUACUCCCCAGAAUUGCCCAUCGCAUUACUUCCAACAUUGCUCUACACAUUUAUCCUGGCAUUGCCCAACACAUUACUCUGAGCAUUGCCCAUCAAAUUACUCCCCAUCAUUUCCCAUCCCAUACCCCAUCUCAUACCCCACCAUUGCUCAUCGCAUUUCUUCCAGCAUUGCUCUACACAUUUAUCCUGGCAUCACCCAACACAUUACUCCCGACAUUGCCCAUUGCUUUACUCCCAGCAUUGCCCAACACAUUACUCCCAGCAUUGCCUAUUGCUUUACUCCCAGCAUUGCUCAUCACAUUACUCUCAGCAGUACCCAUGAAAUGAAAGCAAUGACCAUCUUAUAACAGUUAAUAAUACACAUCAGACUUUUCUUUUAGACGGUGGUUUUCGCACUUACUUAACCAUGACGGGCAACCAUGACACAAUAGUUUUGUGUCCCCUGGCUAUGGUAUGCCAUCUAAUUCUAGUAGUUUACACUGCAAAGCCACGGCUGAAAUGCUUUUUUGUGACCACCCUCAGAUAUUUUUGAACUAGCGCGCUUAGUAUUUAUUGGGAAUGGCCUUUUAUGAUGGUGUAUGUGUACUAUAGCACAAUUACACUCAUUUCUUGUGGUCAAGGUGUCAUCUGUGGGGCUCCAAACACUGCUUUGUGGGUAGGCAAACAGCCCCUCCCCCACCACCACCACCACCACCACUCUACCUCACAACCGCCAACUGCAAAGGACUUUCCGCCUCAGUGGGCCUGGAGAUCUGUGCUAAUUAUUAUCCUUUACUUAUAUGGCUCCACAAGGGAUCUGCGGCAUCCAUUACAGAGUACAUAAACAAGUGAGCACAACAAGAAAACAGCACUUACAGUUCAAGACAAUAUAGGACAAGUAUGAAAGGGGUUAGCUGCCAUCAAUGGGAGUAUUGAGUAUAAGGUUGCAUAAGUAAGAGAAGGAAAGUACGCUGACCAUAUUAUCCCUUUAACCUGGGACACUCAUGAGUUACACAGGUUCUGUGGCUGGCUGACUACAAGCCUGCAUUUCACCUGGUUUUAAGCAGCCACAGAACCUGUGUAAUUCAUGAGUGUCCCAGCUUAAAGGGAUAAUAUGGUCAGCCUAAGGAAAGGCACAUGAGAGGAGAUGGCCAUGCUCUUGUGAGCUUACAAUCAUUUCUGGGCAGCGUUUGGGUGAAUCGGGUGUGUCGUUGUUUUUUUCUUGAAUUGCUGUGUGUGUAAAUGCUGGGAGGUAAGUAUUUGGAAGUGUUAUACAGAUUUUGUAAAAGACCUACCAUGUGUGACUUCUCCUGCUUCCAGUACCAAAGGACCGUUUCCCCAGCUUACAAUUACAGUGUUAUUUAAUACUCCUAUUUUCUGGGGGUUGGGUACAAAAUUCUGGCAGUCUGGAAAACUGACAGCGGAAUUCCAACCGACAGAAUGCCGACAUAUCCCAGUAAGUAUUUUAUCCCUAACCCACCCCUCCCACAGCCUUCUCCUAACCCACCCAUUUUGCAGCCUAAUGCUAGCCACCCCCUCCCACAACCUAACCCUAGCCAUCCCCUACGGCAACCUCUCAGCACACAUCUCUCCCGCCACUCAGCACAGCGCAAUGUGUGCUGAGCAUGCAGGCCAAUCUAGCACCAGCGAUAGCGAUGCGUGGGGCUGCGCAUCGCUAUCGCUGUGGGGGCUACACACAGAGCGAUCAUGCUUAAAAUCUAAGCAAUCUAGUCAGAUUGCUUAGAUUUUAAGCAGCGAUCGCUCCGUGAGUACCCCCCUUAACUCUAACCUUCCCAUCCCGCAGCCUAACCCUAACCAUCCCCUCCCACAGCCUAACUGUAACCCACCCGUCCUCCAGCCUAACUCUAGCCAUCCCUUCCACUGCCUAACCCUAAAUUUCACCCUUGUACCUAACCCGAACCCCACUACUUACUAGCACUGGCAGUAUCUAUCGGGAUUCUGCCGACGGUCUUCUGACUGCUGGGAUUUUGAACGCAUCCCCUUCCUAUAAUAACUGUUAUGCUGGGUACGCACUACACAGAUAUCGCAUUCAUUUGAGCGACAAACGAUAUACAUAUGUAGCCACUCCCAUUGUGGCUACAUCUGCGCUGAACGAGCACUCUCGGCGCAGCAAAUGGCCCGCCCGUGCAGAGCUGCACCAUUUGCCGCUCCCAUUUAUGCGAAUGGGGUGCGUGCAUGUCGAAGAUGCACACACGUCCCAGACAUGCAUGCAGUCGCGCCUAUUAAGGCACAAUUGCGGCAAGAUGUAGCCACGAUGAGUGUGGCUACAUUGAUAUCUAGCGGGUCGGUCGGGUGUGUACACCUCAUCUGUCUGUGAACAGUGUUGUUUGCAGACAUAUUGCGUCGGUCCAGCAAGACAGUCGAUACUGAUAUAUUAGCUGGCCUGGCUGUGUGUAUGGCUGCAGGGACUGACGUAACAACUGGGCUGGCAAAUUUAAAUGCCCACCCAGUUGUGACGUCUGGCCUGACAUAUCGAGCGGCCGCUCGGUAAGUGUAUAUGCUUAGGUAAUUGGCUGCUCUGUCAGCGUGACGGUGGCUUGGUCGACAUGUUGCUGUGGUGUGUACCCACCAUAACUCUCGUCCAUCUUUAAUCACAAUCUUGUUCAGUGAAGACUAUUAUCUCUCUUCUGUGUAAUAAGAGGGAACUGUGAAGUAUGUCUUUGCCAAGUAAUAUAUAGCUAAUAGUUUAUGGGACUGUUCUGCGAUUGGUUGAUGUGACCAGCAAAUCAGAUACACAGGAAAUACUUUCACAUUUAUCCCAUAAUUUUUUAUUUCUGUAUCUUAAUUGGUUGGUUAUUUCAACCAAUCAGAAAGUCUCAGAGAUUACAGAUUUGACUUAUGUAUUGCCUGACAGCCUCAGAAGGUGUUAUGUAAUUUAACCAAAUAAAAGCAGUUUUACAAUUA
Molecule: messenger RNA, 5222 nt
Organism: Pseudophryne corroboree (corroboree frog)
Lineage: Eukaryota; Metazoa; Chordata; Amphibia; Anura; Myobatrachidae
Gene: CSTPP1
Product: centriolar satellite-associated tubulin polyglutamylase complex regulator 1
Exons: 9
Coding region: 146-1138 (330 amino acids)
Source: RefSeq, a predicted model, not a curated record